Clarias gariepinus (North African catfish) is the source of this 930-nucleotide messenger RNA. Its product is annotated as proteasome subunit alpha type-6-like. Gene Ontology annotation, cellular component: proteasome core complex, alpha-subunit complex; nucleus; cytosol. Gene Ontology annotation, biological process: ubiquitin-dependent protein catabolic process. The coding region runs from base 95 to 835 and encodes 246 amino acids. NCBI's taxonomy places the organism in Eukaryota, Metazoa, Chordata, Actinopteri, Siluriformes, Clariidae. The record is from RefSeq and is a predicted model, not a curated record. The transcript is spliced from 7 exons.
ACAACGCUUGAGUACUUCCGGGUGAGCUAGAGAUUCUGCAUGUCACCGCUAUACAGAGGUUUAUUCUAUUAAAUUUCAACAUUUCUCCGUGAGGAUGUCGCGCGGCUCGAGCGCAGGGUUUGAUCGCCACAUCACGAUCUUCUCACCGGAGGGACGACUUUACCAAGUGGAAUAUGCGUUUAAGGCGAUUAAUCAGGGCGGCCUGACGUCGGUGGCCGUGCGGGGGAAAGACUGCGCCAUCGUCGUCACACAGAAAAAAGUCCCGGACAAGCUCCUGGACGCCUCUACAGUCACACACCUGUUCCGCAUCACAGACAACAUCGGCUGUGUGAUGUCGGGCAUGACUGCCGACAGUAGGUCUCAGGUGCAGAGGGCGCGUUACGAAGCGGCGAACUGGAUGUACAAGUACGGGUACGAGAUCCCGGUCGACAUGCUGUGUAAGAGGAUCGCCGACAUCUCACAGGUGUACACACAGAACGCUGAGAUGAGACCGCUCGGCUGCUGUAUGAUCGUGAUCGGGGUGGAUGAGGAGUUCGGGCCCCAGGUGUAUAAAUGCGACCCUGCAGGUUAUUACUGCGGCUUCAAGGCCACAGCGGCCGGAGUGAAACAGACUGAAGCCAUCAGCUUCCUGGAGAAGAAAGUCAAGAAGAAACACGACUGGAGCUUCGAGCAGACCAUGGAGACGGCGAUCAGCUGCUUGUCCACGGUUCUGUCCAUCGACUUCAAGCCGUCGGAGCUGGAGGUGGGAGUGAUCACGACACAGGAGCCUCGCUUCAGGAUCCUGUCCGAGGCCGAGGUGGACGCUCACCUGGUGUCUCUGUCUGAGAGAGACUAAUCUCGGAGAACCGCGGCGCUCUGUAGAACGCUCUUCAUGUCAUUAACAACAUGUUCUGUAUAGUCCCAUCUGUAUGAUUAAAGUGUUUUUUUUGG